Messenger RNA from Pangasianodon hypophthalmus (striped catfish), 2481 nucleotides. It is a transcript of the gene pdia4, whose product is annotated as protein disulfide isomerase family A, member 4. The record is from RefSeq and is a predicted model, not a curated record. Gene Ontology annotation, cellular component: cell surface; endoplasmic reticulum lumen; endoplasmic reticulum. Gene Ontology annotation, molecular function: protein disulfide isomerase activity. The transcript has 10 exons. The coding region runs from base 240 to 2174 and encodes 644 amino acids. Gene Ontology annotation, biological process: protein folding; response to endoplasmic reticulum stress. NCBI's taxonomy places the organism in Eukaryota, Metazoa, Chordata, Actinopteri, Siluriformes, Pangasiidae.
ACAAGUUUGAGUCGCGGAGUGGAGCCGAGAAGCAAAGCGAAGGCAUUUCAGACAGACGCUUUGAGAGGGCAAGUCGGCGUUUAAGUAAAGCUUGGCUUUAGAGAAGCAGUUUAGAGGUUAGUUUAUACAGCUAAGCGUGUGAAAAUAAAGGCAGCACUGCUGGAAUAGUGCAGUGUGUGAGUGUGGGAUAAUUGGAAAGGCUUGAAGAGGAGAGAAGGCCCAGUGGAAAAGGCAGAGAGAUGAAGAAGCUGCUGCUACUGUUGAUUGUGCUGCUCGGCUUAGCCCACUUCAUUACCAUCAGCACAGGAGAGGAAGAGGGAGAAGAGCUGAGCAAAGACGGCGCCAUCGACGCUGAAGAUGAUGAGGACGAUGAUGACGAUGAGGAUGAUGACGAUGACAGCACGGAGGUCAAAGAGGAAAAUGGUGUGCUUGUUCUCACUGAUGCCAACUUUGACACGUUCAUAGAAGACAAAGACACGGUGCUGGUGGAAUUCUAUGCGCCGUGGUGUGGCCACUGCAAGCAGUUUGCACCGGAGUAUGAAAAGAUCGCUCAGACACUCAAGGAAAACGAUCCUCCGAUCCCUGUGGCGAAAGUCGAUGCCACUGUGGCUACUUCACUUGCGAGUAAAUUUGAUGUGUCUGGAUAUCCUACUAUCAAAAUUUUGAAAAAGGGAGAGGCGGUGGACUACGAUGGAGAUCGAACUGAAAAAGCUAUUGUCGAGCGAGUUAAAGAAGUCGCACAGCCAGACUGGAAACCUCCUCCAGAGGCCACACUGGUGCUGACGAAGGACAACUUUGAUGAUGUGGUUAAUAAUGCUGACAUCAUUCUGGUGGAGUUUUAUGCCCCCUGGUGUGGUCACUGUAAAAGACUCGCUCCUGAGUAUGAGAAAGCUGCCAAGGAACUCAGCACUCGAACCCCUCCUAUACCACUGGCUAAAGUCGAUGCCAGUGCAGAGACUGACCUCGCCUCCCGGUUUGACGUAACUGGAUACCCAACACUCAAAAUCUUCAGGAAGGGGAAAGCGUUUGACUACAACGGACCACGGGAGAAAUAUGGUAUUGUUGAUUACAUGAGCGAGCAAGCAGGUCCUCCAUCCAAGCAGGUGCAGGCCGUGAAACAAAUUCAGGAACUGGUGAAAGAUGGAGAUGAUGCUGUGAUUGUUGGCGUGUUCACCAGUGAAGAGGAUGCUGCCUAUGAGAUCUAUCAAGAAGCAUGCAACACCCUCAGAGAAGACUACAAGUUCCGCCACACGUUCACUAACGAAAUCGCCAAGUUCCUGAAGGCCUCACCUGGCCAGGUGGUCAUGCUCCAGCCAGAGAAGUUCAGGUCGAAAUAUGAACCUUCAUCCCACACCUUAACCAUUAAAGAUUCCACAUCUGCCUCAGAGGUUCAAGAUUUCUUUAAGAAACACACACUGCCAUUAGUGGGACACAGAAAACAGAGCAAUGCUGAGAAGCGAUACUCCAAACAUCCGCUGGUGGUUGUGUAUUACGGUGUUGACUUCAGUUUUGAUUACAGAGUUGCCACACAGUACUGGAGGAGCAAAGUGCUGGAGGUGGCCAAGGACUUCCCAGAGUACACAUUCGCCAUCGCAGAUGAGGAAGACUAUUCUGAUGAGCUGAAGGGCCUCGGGCUCAGUGAGAGCGGCGAGGAGGUGAACGUCGGCAUCCUUGAUGAAGGAGGGAAGAAGUAUGCGAUGGAGCCAGAGGAGUUUGACUCUGACGUGCUUCGGGAAUUCGUUCUGGCCUUUAAAAAAGGCAAACUGAAGCCCAUCGUCAAGUCGCAGCCCAUUCCCAAGAACAACAAGGGACCUGUGAAGGUUGUUGUUGGGAAAACAUUUGAUGAAAUCGUCAUGGACGCGAAGAAGGAUGUCCUGAUCGAGUUCUAUGCGCCGUGGUGUGGUCACUGCAAAAAGAUGGAGCCCGACUACCUCGCUCUUGGAAAGAAAUACAAGAACGAGAAGAAUCUGGUGAUCGCCAAAAUGGAUGCCACGGCCAACGACGUGCCACACGACGCCUACAAAGUGGAAGGAUUUCCUACGAUAUACUUUGCCCCCAGCAACAAGAAGCAGAAUCCCAUUCAAUUUUCAGGUGGUGAAAGAAACAUGGAGAGUUUAAGCAAAUUCUUAGAAGAACAUGCAACAAAAUUAUCACAGAAGAAAGAUGAACUCUAAAGGUAUUUAGAGGAACUCUGAACCUGACGUGAUAAAACGCAGACCUCAGGUGUCUGACUUGUUCUUGCAGUAAGCAAUUGUUUCUGAAAGCAGAAUUUUCUGUUCAUUCCAAAGCACUGUUUAUUAGAUUUCUUUUCAAAAAUCUUUUUAAAUAAAAAAAAAAAAUUGGAAAAGGGAAAACAACUGGCUGUCCUCUUUUAAGAUUGUGCACUUCCAUUAAGAUGGGUCUAGAUGGAUAGAUGCAGGAGCCGGGACCUUUUGUUGGUUCUGUAACAAGCCUAUCAAUAAAAUAUAAUUGAUCAUUGAA